Molecule: messenger RNA, 2271 nt
Organism: Cadophora gregata
Lineage: Eukaryota; Fungi; Ascomycota; Leotiomycetes; Helotiales; Ploettnerulaceae
Exons: 4
Coding region: 523-1593 (356 amino acids)
Molecular function (GO): iron ion binding
Source: RefSeq, a predicted model, not a curated record
CUUUAGGACAGAGUAUUCUAUUAAGAAUAAGAUCAGGUUACACCUCUUCAGCUAUCUUAAAUAUAGUUAAUUACUUAUUAUUUAGGUGAGUUAUAGUACAUUAACGAUAUUAAUUAAGGGGGUAAAUAUGCCUGUUACAUAGGGCAAUAUUCCCUGUAGCUUAGCGACGCUAAAAGUGGCUUUCAGUAGCCCAUGGGAUAGAACCCCAAGGCAGGAUGAAAAUGUUGAAAUAACAUCGCUCGACGACAUGUGUUCCCAGAGCUAAGCAGAACAGCAAGGUAAUGAAAAUGAAUGGAGAAAUCAGGUGAUCUUCAUAUGGAGAGAGCCAAAAAGCUUGCUUAAGGUCUUCAAGUAUUGUCCUUGAUUGUUUGGUGAUCGGAAAGAGUCGUUUUUGUUGACGGAGCGAGAUUGACAGAGAUUACCCGUUGCGGAAUAGCUCCAUCUGGUCAGCUUCACUCACUCCCCCAUCUUCACACGAUUAUCCCCAAAGUCCCAGAAAUUAUACCUGACAUAAGCAAGUCGAUGAUAACAAUGGAUAACGCUCACCCAACUACCGGAUCCGGGGAAACUGGCUGUCUAGGCGCCAAUAUGUAUUCCGCCGCUUCAUCAGGACCACAAAAUAGUGGAGAUGUAGAAUCGGAAGCCAUGGGAUGGUCUCCACAUCCAAUAGAUAUAACUACCGACCAUUAUGUACAACAGUACAGUCAAGUCCACUCACCUGCUUGGGAUGGAGGACCAAACAUCUUUGAAGGAAAACAUGAAGGUUUUUGUUUCGUUUGUGGGUCCUCAAUGGAGCUCUUUGAAUGCCAAACUUGUGAUACUUCGUAUCAUGCGGCUUGCAUGACUCCGUCUUUAGACCCUGGUGAUGUUCCAGACUUCUGGUUCUGUCCGCACUGUGUCGCAAGAGAAUUGCAUCUUCCACAGCCACCGCCGACGACUAGCUUUUCUUCUCCACCACCAUUAACCCCCUCUACCACUCCGUCAGAUGUAUCGCACUCAAGGAAUUCUUCGUCGGCCCAUGCUGCCCCGCCUCAAAGUAGCGUGUCUGAGAACACAAGGAGGUCUUCAAAUCGCGAUAUCCCUGUACUUGGGACUUUAUCGGCCGUGGUUUCUCAGCCUCAAUUGGUUCCAGAAAAAGUAGCUGCUCCACUGAUUGCUCUACCACAAGUCAGUACCGCGGCCUCAAGUGCCCCUAAAACAGCCACAGCGAAAGGCAAUGUCGGUCGUCCAAGGAGAUCGUACUCACCACCACGCAAAAAGUCAAAGUACUCCGCAUUCUCAUCUGAAGUUGACAAAGCCCUAGCUGUUAUCCACAAAGAACUCGAGGCAUCCGCCCACGUAGGAAAAGCGGAGUCUGAUCUUCGCGAUAGAAUCCAAAUGUUGGAGCAGGAGCUCAGACUGAAGGAUGGACAAAUUGCCCUGGCUCGUCAGGAAUUAGAAUUGGCAAAGAGGCACGGUGGGGACUCGGCUGGUCUAAAAACCGAAAAUGAGCAACUGAAGGCACAGAUCUCAAGGCUGAAUAGCUUGUUGGACAGUAAAGAUGCUGAGUUGCGGGAUUGGAGAGCGAGGUUAAAGUCCAUGAUUGGAGAAUGAAUUGGAUCACGCACAAGAGAAGAGCAAGUUGUACCCCGUGGCGAGAAGUUCGGCUGGAUCAUCUACGAAAUGCACCGCAGAACUGCGCGGGCUUCAAGGAUCUGGGGAGGAACGCUAACAGCACAUCAAUCCUGCCACAUCAUCUCGCCGUCUUGGAAUAUCCAAAAACCCGAGACACGGAAACUAACCUAGGAGCAUCCCUCCUCGGACCGAGCCUCUCCAGAUCCUCUUUGACUGCUCCUGUCAGGUACGAGAUCCUCGAGUUAUUUACAGAAAAUUCAAAUGGGAUACAACGGUCCGGUUUGUAUAGGAAACUUCACUGGUAUCAUUUUCUUCAAACUGGUGCCGAGGAGAUAGAGAUAAUCGUUCUUUUGAAUCGCAUAUACAAAGUCUCAGCUGGUAAAGUUAUACAUGGCGAACGGAUUCGACCAUCGCGAUGUACCGAGUGAUUUCCAUGAAUCAAAUCUGCAUACUGGCGCUAUUCGCACCUGUCUUGCUAGACAUCUAGAAGAGGAGCCUGCGCAGCAAAUUUGGAGCCAUGAGAAGUCUGCGAGAGGUCGAAGACUCCGGAGCUGACGGUCCUGGCUGCUCCUGUAGGGACGAUGGGAUGGUAUUGGGAUGAUUGAAGAGGCGGGGAGGCGGGGAGGCGGGAGGCGGGGAGAGGACAUUCUGUUUUGA